This is a messenger RNA of Penaeus vannamei (Pacific white shrimp), 2249 nucleotides long. The record is from RefSeq and is a predicted model, not a curated record. NCBI's taxonomy places the organism in Eukaryota, Metazoa, Arthropoda, Malacostraca, Decapoda, Penaeidae.
CCGACGCUCUGCUGUGCUGGGAGUGCAACAGCGCGUUCGACCCCCGGUGCAGCGAGGACAACUUCGACCCCUACACACUGGCUACCGUCGACUGCGACCAGCUGGAGCUCGAGCACUUGCAGGGCUUGGUGCCCACCUCCUGCAGGAAGAUCACCCAGAUCAUCGGCGACCACCAGAGGACCAUCCGCGGCUGCGGCUGGAUCGAGGAGGACAGGGACGACUGUUACAGCAGGACAGGGACCAAGGACAUCAUCGUCACCUACUGCCACUGCAACACGGACAACUGCAACUCGGGCCACUCCGUCAUGGCCUCGCUGGGUCUGGCCACACUGCUCUUGGUCUUAACGAAGAUCUUUUAGGCUGCCACAAGAGCUGGCAUUAUUGUCAGUGGGUCCAGAUGAUGAAAGAUAAUGAUUUUUUUUCUUUAUUAUAAUUGGCAAAAAACAAUAGUCUUUAAUUAUCGGUAGUUUUAAUCUUUACGGAUAUAGCUAAAGAGUAGAAUGUAAAAUAGAUGAAAUUCUAAACUUAAACAUGCAUUAAUUUCGUUUGAUUAUUUAGAUAGCUAAAAUAAGUCUACUAUUUGUAACACUUAUUUUCAAAAAAAAAAAUCGGCAUAAUAAUACCAUGGAAUUUAUUUUUAAGACAUAAUUAGUCAAGAGUUGAGAAGCCCAUUUUUGUCUGGGUAAGAGUAACUAGUCGAGCCUCUGCCUUGCACGGACAGUGGAGAAAGCAUUUGUUCCACACUGCCUUUUGCACCUGUUAAACAAACGCCAAAACUGUGAAUUUACGAUUGCUCCUUGAUGACCUGAAGUUUACCUUCAGUCUCUUUACACAAUCAGUUUUGAAUCAAGUAGAAGUACUUCUUUUGGAAAGAUAUAUAAAAUAAUCGAUUUGCAGCACUUUAGAACCUGUUUCUCUCUCAUAUUUGUUUCCUUAAGAAUCCUGGGUCACUGUCGGGUAACUUCUAGUAAAAUUUGUAUCUGAAAUGUCAAGUCACCUGUAAGAGAAUCAAAAUGUACAUGAAGUUCGAGUUACCUCUCUGUGAUUCCGCAAUAACUACUUAGAUCCUGAGUGUUCACUCAGAAUUUGCAUUCUCACAGAUGUGUUCGUGGGAGUGACUAGAACAGUCACAAGUGUAGCAUAAUAUGUACAUAGAUAAGCAAUUUUGUGCUCUCUCUCAUUUGCUUUCAAGUGAAACUCUGCCUUGUAAAAUGCAAGUUCAAAUUUUGCUUAGUGAUGUAGGUACAUCCUUAUGUGGAAGGAUGAUGCCCAAUGGUGUGACUGUUAGUUUCUCAACAAAUUCUUAUUUUGAGUCUGGGUAGAAAGAGCCACCAUUGUUACUGGCGCAGCAGUUGGUGUGUACAGAUCUACUGGUAUCAGCCAUUGCCUUACUUCUACACUUUAAUUGACUGAUUACUGUGUUUUGUACAUUGCCAUAUGUCCAACACAAUACUUUCUGUUGGUUCGUAUUAACAUGUAUGGAAGGAAGUUAGCAUGCAAGUUUUUACCUGUCCUUCAAGUCGACUGUUGUCUAAGAUGUUAUAUGAAUUUAACAAUAAAUCAAUGUCUGUGAAAUUGAAAUUAGUAGUACUGAUGUUUGCUCUCUAUUUAUCCUGUUUCAAGUAACUUGUUGUGAAUGUAAGUAGAAACUUUUGAUUAAUAUUUAGAUCAAUCCCUAUGGCCUCAACAGUUGAACAAUGGUAUAAACUAUCAAUACGGAUCUCAUAUCACUUCCAUAUUUGAAAAGCAGUUUUAUUCUUAGUGCACGUUACCCACAGAUUAUAUUAUGAUGUGGAUAUGCAGGUCACACACAACAAAUGUAUAAAUAAAGCCUACUCAAACCUUGCUCAUAAAACCCAAGUUUAGAUUUAGAAACUACAACACCCUUUAGCAUUGUACCAGUCUUGAUGAUACUCAUAUCUACAGCUAGGCAGUUUAGAUGAUGCUAUGUAUGGAUGUGAGAGUGCCAUAGUAGUGCUAUAACCUGGUUCUGUUUCAUGUUCAGUCUCAGUAAAUAUCUUCAUUCCAUGUAAGAUUGUUACCUGCACAGGUAUAAAAAACCAGCAAAGGUGAAGUUCAGUACUGCAUGUUUUCUAUAGUUGUGUUAUUACUUUGCAAUGCAGAUUAAACUACUUUCUAUCAAUGGAAAAUUUUAUUACAGCUGUAUUGAGUUAUUCAUGAUGUAUUCAACAACCUGAAUGUGAAUGGCUGAUGUGAAUGUCCUACAAAAAAAUUUGAAAUAAAAUAAA